Musa acuminata AAA Group (dessert banana) is the source of this 3887-nucleotide messenger RNA. RefSeq names its product xyloglucan galactosyltransferase KATAMARI1 homolog. Bases 581 to 2314 code for a protein of 577 amino acids. The record is from RefSeq and is a predicted model, not a curated record. The transcript has 2 exons. Gene Ontology annotation, molecular function: glycosyltransferase activity. Lineage: Eukaryota; Viridiplantae; Streptophyta; Magnoliopsida; Zingiberales; Musaceae.
UCUAGAAUGCGCCGAUGCCGGCCCUUUUCCACGGGCGACUUCGUGAGGCCAACUCCGGUUGUCGCCUUCCCGAGAUUCCGGUUGUGGGUGGGCAAGAAUAAAGCCCUCUCCUUCCCUCUCGUCGCGGCAUAUAUAUCUCUGUGAGUUCCCCGCACCCUAUCUCUCCUCAUUUCCUCCUCUUCGAUUACAAGAUGCUCUUCCAUACCUCCAUCGAAAUCUGUGUUCUCCAGCUCUCUCUCAAUGCUUGUUGGUGUAAAUUAAAUUGAGCGGUUGUUUUCUUUUUUCCCUUCCUAUUGGGAUUUGGGAGCGUCACAUGGGACUCAAAUUUCAUGACAAUCCCGAUCUAGGUUUUGUAAUUUUAGUGUUCUGAAAUCGAUAUGUGCUUUACCCAAUGCGCAAAUUUUGAGUUUUUUUAGCGGAGAUUUGUUGUUGACGGCUCUAGAGACUGGUGGGUGAUAGUUCCUCUUCUCGCAUUUUGGAUUUGGGGGAGGGCACAGAUAACUGGGUCUGCACUUCUCAAUUUGAUGAGAGUUUAUUCGAUAGAGAUCGAUCAAUUAAGCUGAAUUUGGGCUGGAAUUUGAUGAGACGGCGGUCGUUAGAGUCCAACCAUCACGAGGAGAUGGAGAAGGCCAACGGCAAGCCUCCACCAUCUCGGCUCUGCUUCUUGGCCACCCUAUCGGCCAUGUUCUGGAUCAUGAUCUUCUACUUCCAUUUCACUGUUCUCAGCAGCAACCCUAUCGGCAAACCGGAGCAACCCGUUCCCUUCUCCGUUUCGGCCCAACCCCAGCGGAUUUCGGAAGCAUAUGAAGCGUUUGAACUGCCCAAAAUGAAGGCACCGCCGAGAUCAAAGCCAUCGGAUACUCGUCAAGCACCAGAGGCAUUCCCCUUCACCCGGGCCCUCCGGACCAUCGAGAAUAAGAGCGAUCCGUGCGGUGGGAGGUACAUCUACGUCCAUGACCUCCCCUCGCGGUUCAAUGCCGACAUGCUCCGAGAUUGCAAGAACUUGAGCCUUUGGACCAACAUGUGCAAAUUCACAAGCAAUGCUGGUCUGGGGCCUCCGCUUGAGAAUGCUGAAGGGGUCUUCUCAAACACCGGAUGGUAUGCCACCAAUCAAUUCGCGGUGGAUGUGAUCUUCAACAACCGGAUGAAGCAGUACGAGUGCCUGACCAAGGAUUCAUCCAUUGCCGCAGCUAUUUUCGUGCCCUUCUAUGCUGGUUUUGACAUAGCUCGAUAUCUUUGGGGAUACAAUAUCUCAGUCAGGGAUGCUGCAUCUCUCGAUUUGGUUGAUUGGCUCAUGAAGAGGCCUGAGUGGAACGUGAUGGGGGGAAGGGACCAUUUCUUGGUGGCUGGGAGGAUCACUUGGGAUUUCAGGAGAUUGACAGAUUCUGAAACGGAUUGGGGGAAUAAGCUUCUGUUCUUGCCAGCUGCAAGAAAUAUGUCCAUGCUGGUUGUGGAGGCAAGCCCAUGGAAUGCUAAUGAUUUUGGGGUACCAUAUCCUACUUACUUUCAUCCAGCAAAGGAUGGUGAUGUUUUCCUUUGGCAGGACCGGAUGAGGAAGUUGGAGCGGAAGUAUCUAUUCUCAUUUGCAGGUGCGCCACGGCCUGAUAAUCCAAUAUCAAUCAGAGGGCAGAUAAUAGAUCAGUGCAAAAAGUCCAAGGUAUGUAAGUUGUUGGAGUGUGAUUUUGGAGAGAGCAAGUGUCACUCCCCAAGCAGCAUAAUGCAGAUGUUCCAGAGUUCCUUGUUUUGCUUACAACCUCAGGGAGAUUCAUAUACAAGGAGAUCAGCUUUUGACUCCAUGUUGGCUGGUUGCAUACCUGUUUUCUUCCAUCCUGGUUCUGCUUAUAUACAGUACACAUGGCAUCUCCCGAGGAACUACUCGACAUAUUCGGUGUUUAUCCCGGAGGAUGAUAUUCGAAAGCAGAAUGUCAGCAUUGAGGAGAGGUUAAAGCAAAUUCCUCCAGAUGUUGUGGAAAUAAUGAGAGAGAGAGUCAUAAGCCUUAUACCAAAGCUAAUAUAUGCAGACCCUAGGUCUAAACUGGAGACUCUUAAGGAUGCGUUUGAUGUGGCAGUUCAGGCAGUCAUCAACAAAGUUACAAAACUAAGAAGGGAUGUAAUUGAAGGCCGUGAAGAUAAGGACUUCAUCGAAGAGAACAGCUGGAAAUAUGCUUUGUUAGAGGAUGGCCAGCAAACAGUUGGGCCACAUGAGUGGGAUCCUUUCUUUUCUAAGCCGAAGGAUGGUAAUGGAGAGUCUGGCACUAUAUCUGCUGAAGCUGCUAAGAAAUCUUGGAAGAAUGAACAAAGGAGUCAGGCUUGACUUGUAUUCUGGAGUGAUGAGAAGGCAGGGCUAAUUGAUUAUGAUGAUUUAUAAUCACAUUGGUACAAUCUGAAGCUACUUGAAUGCAAGUAAAUCAUCAAAUUACAGAUAUGUGGAUGAGUGAGCCUUGAUCAUCAUUGUUGAGUGUAUAUCAGUUGAGUUUUUCUGCAAAUUGUGAGAAUGUGUCUACAACAAUAAUUAGAACUUCAAAGAUGAACCAUAGGAGGGGUUUGAUCUCUUGUGAUGUUUGCAUUAGGUAAGAUGUGCUUUCCAUUUAUCAAUUUCCUAUUUGUAUAUAUCUUUCCUAACAAUAGUUGAAUUUUGAAUACAGAACCUAAUAAUAUAAGACGUCUGUCAGUACGGUAAGGUGCUAUAUACUACAUAUGCAGCCAGUAGCUUUGAAAAUCCUUUUGUGUUUGGUUCUAUGUUAUACAUGUUUCAAGAUGUUUAGGUUCCUGUAGUUAUUGUUGAUGUGAGCACCAGUUGCUAUGGUUCUGAGGGGGAUGCAUGAAGUAGAAUAAUGCAUGUUUUUGGAACUACAAAAUGCUUGUACGGGCUUGUUCAUGCAGGAUAUGAGUCGCCAAUCCAUUCAAGAAUUUGACACACAAUGUCACUUGCUCCAAGACUUUUGAAGCAACCAACAUGACCAAGCUCUGUAAGUUUUAUUUUUUGCCUUCUUGUGGAUGAUGCAUGCAUAUUAGUAAGGGACAUUUUUUUCAUUUUCUUCAUUCAUGGUGCUUGAUUGAAUGAUUGAUCUCUCUCAGCUUUCAUCAAUUUGUCAUGGUUACCGUGUGUUAUUUUAUGUAGUAGUAGUAGUCCGCACUGUUUGGUGGUCUUAAAGUGCGUGAUGGCCACCACAGAACUUUAAUAGAUGCUUUUUAAUUGCUUACAUAAUAUGUUAUUCAUGAUAUGGUAAUCAACAUUGAUUGUGUGCUUGCUUUUCCUUUAUUUGGAAUCUACUUUUGAAUAGGCAGGGAGAUGGUAAGAAGCAUCUUGGCCACCGGUGGAUGAGCAGAUGCCAAAUUUUCUUGCAAGGCAUCCUGCUGUAUCGUAAGGAGCAGCCUUUCCUUCUGUGACUAGGAGGGCGUAGAUUGAAGCAAUCAAAGAAGAGGGAACAUUUUGGGCUAUCAAAUGGGGACAACCAUUUUAAUGUCAAUCUUAAAGCCAGCCACACUUGUUUAGGAUCUCUAUCGGUACGUUCACGAUGAAGUGUUUUGUUCGGCUACGUAAUUCCGAUGCUUAUGUUUCGAUAAAAUUGACCGUGAGAGUUUACGGGUUUCUUCAUUCAGCUCUUUUUGGUGUAUGAGCUUAUGCAUUUGGAUAAUUUUUAUUCCUCAAACAUGAUUGAUAAUUUAGAAGAAAUAAAAUAUUAAUUUUGAUUAUAUUAUGUUUUUUUUAUGCUAGGUUAAGGGAUCAAGCUUGGCAUGUGAAUCCAAGUGAAAUGGAUGAUUUUGUACUACGACAAUAAUAAUAAAGCUGUAAAGUCUUAAUUAUUUAAGCUUUACUCGAUCUUUUGAUAUUAUUGAGAUAUGUAAAGAAAUUAUAUUUGUAGUUAAAAUAAUGUUUUUUAGUC